AUUAUUUAUUAUAUUAAAAUUGGGACUUUACCUAAAGAAUCCAAAUACAGUUUCAAUGCAACAAACCUAAUAUCGUUACCCCACAUUUGUGUUGCUUCAUCUUUCACAUGCCACGCUUUCUUCUUAAACCAACGAUUCCAUUUCCACUAGCUAGAAUAAAUCUCUAUCUCUCUUUCUCUUUCUCUUUUUCUCUCUGUGUCUGAGUCCGCAACUAUGGUGCAGCAGCAGCAGCACCGCGUAGAGCAAGAGAAACGACCACGGUUCUUCAUAAACGACAACAUUGACAUUCUCAGGGAAAUCCUUAAACGCCUCGACGGUCCCUCGCUGGGAGUGGCGGCGUGCGUGUGCCGCCUGUGGUGCAGCCUGACGAGCAACGACGACUCGCUGUGGGAGCACCUGUGCUUCCGCCACGUGUCGUCUCCGCCACCGGCGUCGGUGAAGGCGGUGGUGGUGGCGCUGGGCGGGUACAAGAGGCUGUACAUGGUGUGCGUGAGACCGGUGCUGAGUCGACUCGGAGACUCGGAGCGGGUGAGGAAGCGAGUGUGGACUCGGCACGAGGUGCAGCUCUCGCUCUCUUUGUUUUGCAUUGACAGCUACGAGAGGCUCGGGAGUGGAAGGAUCCCCAGCGACGCGUCCGCAUCGUCCCUCAUGUUCCUCUGCAACUCCGUCAACGUCUGAUCUCAUCUCAUCACAUCACACUUUUGCUUUUCUUUGAUAUCAUACUAAAAAGUCUUGGGCCCUGUCUUGCCAUCCAAAUAAGAAGCACCAUGCCCCGGUAUUAAUUUGUCUAUCAUACACCAAAUAAAAAAUAUCACCAAUUUCUUUCUUUAUUCUCAUCUCUUAAUUUCCUUUAUAGUAGGACAUAUCAAUAAAAAAAAAAAAGCUUGUAAUAAGCGUGGAUCAGUGACUCGUUAUCUUUUUAUAUUUACAUGUAGCUAGCUAGUUCAUUUCAAAA
This is a messenger RNA of Glycine soja, 955 nucleotides long. RefSeq names its product F-box protein SNE-like. The record is from RefSeq and is a predicted model, not a curated record. The coding region runs from base 214 to 678 and encodes 154 amino acids. Lineage: Eukaryota; Viridiplantae; Streptophyta; Magnoliopsida; Fabales; Fabaceae. Gene Ontology annotation, molecular function: protein binding. Gene Ontology annotation, cellular component: SCF ubiquitin ligase complex. The transcript has a single exon. Gene Ontology annotation, biological process: gibberellic acid mediated signaling pathway; regulation of gibberellic acid mediated signaling pathway.